UUAGAUGCAGAGAUUUGAAAUUCAUAUAAUUUAAUAAAAUAAAAAAUAAAAAGAUCUAUAUUCCUCAUCAUCUUCAACCUCCUGCUCGCUUCAGCAGAGAAGAAAAGGUUUCAGUUCUGAUUCUGCAUUUGCAUUCAUGGAAAAUACCAGCGUCGAGAUCGUUUCGAACGACGUAAUCAAGCCCUCUUCUCCAACGCCUCCAUCCCUAACUUACCGGGAACUUUCAUUGAUCGAUCAAAUGGCGGCUCCCUCCUUAACGCCCGCCAUUUUCUUCUAUCGCCCUUCCAAUCCCCAAAAUCUUGCCCAUCGAUCUCUUAAACUUCGCCAGAUUAGGGCUUCUCUCGCUCGAACUCUGACUAGCUUCAAACACUUGGCCGGAACCAUGGCGGAGAGAUUCUAUGUCCAUUGCAACGACGUUGGAGUGCAAUUUUUGGAAGCGAAAGUCGAUUGCCAGAUUUCGGAUCUCUUGGACAAUCCUGAAAUUGGCGUUUUGCGCCGAUUGAUGCCAAGUGCAGAAUCGAGAAAUGGAAGCGAGUUUCUGCUCGUUGUUCAGUUCAGUAGCUUCAUCUGCGGCGGAGUAGCGGUGGCUGUUUGUCUCUCGCACAAGCUCGCUGACGGGGCUUCACUCGCGGCUUUUGUUAAAGCGUGGGCCGCCUACGCCAGAGGAGGUAACGAGUCUGUUUUGGAGCAUAAUUUUGAUGCUGUGAAACUCUUCCCACCUAGAAAAAUUCCAGGUUUCAAGCGAGAAAUCCAGCCUUCAAAAGAGAAGAUCUCGAGUAAGAGACUCGUGUUUACCAAAUCUCACAUAGCUGCCUUGAAAGAACUCGCUACCGGUGCUGGUGGUGGCUCCGUCGCGAAUCCUCCAUCGCGUGUGGUGGCUGUUUCAGCCUUCAUCUGGCUACGCCUAAUGGCUUUGGCUCGAAGGAGUCCAGUGAAGGCAAAGCUGUUUGGAGCGCUAUAUCCGGUGAACUUGCGAGCAAGGAGGGAUCCGCCGUUGCCGGAAAAUUCGUUUGGCAAUGUAUCCUGGUUUACAGUGGCAACAACACCUGUGGCGACGAAUGAAGAUCUACCUCUUCUGGCGGCCAAAGUAAGAACCGCCAUACAAGAAAUCGACUCUGGUUUUGUGAAAAACCUAGAAGAUCCUGAAAAGUUGUUGAAUCUGAUGAAGCAAUUGGACAAACAACGCUCCACCGGAGAGAUCCAUCUCUGGAGCUUCACGAGUAUGUGUAGAUUUCCCAUUUAUGAAGCUGAUUUUGGAUGGGGGAAGCCCACAUGGGUUUGCAGUCCAAGCCGGCCUUUCCGAAACGUAGUCGUUUUAAUGGAUGCUUCUGAUGGCGAUGGCGUUGAAGCUUGGGUGAACUUGAAGGAAGAAGACAUGGCCAUCUUCGAAAAGGACGAAGAGCUUCUUUCCUUUUGCUCAGGUUAGCUCUUCAUGUUAUUUGUGUACU
Cucurbita pepo subsp. pepo (vegetable marrow) is the source of this 1448-nucleotide messenger RNA. Its product is annotated as stemmadenine O-acetyltransferase. Lineage: Eukaryota; Viridiplantae; Streptophyta; Magnoliopsida; Cucurbitales; Cucurbitaceae. The record is from RefSeq and is a predicted model, not a curated record.